CUUUUCUGUCAGGAGCGUUGAUAGGAUUGGUCGAUUGCAAAAGGGACGCGCUCAUUGUCACAGUCAGCUAAUCGGCAUACAGCGUGAAAGUACACCCGCCGCUAUAUACCAAAUCCUGAAUCAAUGCGACAAACUUUUCUGGCGACCGACGAAUUUCGACGAGCCUCUCAUUUUUUCGAUGGAAGUCUAAUACAAAUCUCUGUUUUCAGCUCCAUGCGCUUACCAGCAUAAUCAUGCAUUGUGCAAGAUUGUAUAUCACGCUAGCUUCCAAAUUUCGAAAUGACCAAUCCGAUGGCGGAACUUUGCGGUCGAGCGAUUGGAGCGGUUGCCGCUCCGGUGGUAGAAUGUCUCGACGUGGACGGCGUCGUACGUAAAGUGGACGUGAACAGUCUGUUGCAACGUAUAGACAUGAAUGAGUUGCUGGACAAGGUUGACAUCGAUCGGCUGUUAGAUAGGGUUGAUCUGAACCGACAUGUUGCCAAAGUGGACAUCAACUCGGUAUUGGAGCGGGUAGACGUCAACGAUAUUGUUGGCCGGUCCGAUAUGGGAGCGAUCAUUGCGCAAUCCACGACCGGCGUCUUUUCGCAGGUUCUGGACAAACUACGUACACAGCUGGUUGUGGCAGAUUUGAUUUUCUUUCGUAUGCGCCGCUUCCAAUGGAGCCACGCAAACGGUGGGCGCCUGCCGCCGUCUCCCGGUCCUACCGCUAUCAAUGGACCUCGCGCUGCUCGCUGUCCCAAAGUACGCAUCGACCAAGCCAUUGCCGUACAAGGUCACUUCACCGGCUUCAUUUCCAAAGCCGUUGCGAUAUUUUUGGAUACUUUGUUUGUAACACUCAGUUUUGCGGGCAUUAUCAUUGUCCUACAACUCUGUUGGAUUCUGUUUGUCAGGGAUACGGACGCAGAUACAGUACGGAAAAAAGUCAGUCGUGACACCCUGUGGGUUUUUGUCAUGUACUGUGUAUACUGGGUACUCUGCUUUUUCUUGACCGUCCUUGUUACCGGACAGACUCUCGGCAUGGCCAUUGUCGGCAUCAAGGUCGUCUGCAGCCGCACCGGCGAGGAUGUAUCGCUGCGACAAGCGAUGGUGCGCACCGCGAUCCUACCUCUGACGACGACCGUGCUGCCCAUAUUGGGGAUCAUGGGAAUAACCCGUCGCGACGGUCGCUUGUUGCACGAUGUUGUGGCCGGAACGGGAAUUGUGUACGCGUGGGAUGCUCGCAUGGCCAAGGUCCGUGCCGUUGCCAUGAAACGCGUUCACCAGACUCGGGCGGAACACUACCAGCGGGGCAGCAGUACGGACGAAGCCCAAGAGGCCGAGGCCGCGGCCACGGGAACCAAUCCAGGCGCAGCUUUGUUGGAAGAAGUUUCGUACGAUGAUGCCAGCAUGAGUGAACCGUCGACGUCGGCUUCGUUCUCCUACGCCACUUUUCGAGGCGAAUCGUCAUGA
Messenger RNA from Phaeodactylum tricornutum CCAP 1055/1, 1449 nucleotides. RefSeq lists its product with no specific name. NCBI's taxonomy places the organism in Eukaryota, Bacillariophyta, Bacillariophyceae, Surirellales, Neidiaceae. The record is from RefSeq and is a predicted model, not a curated record. The transcript has a single exon. Bases 280 to 1449 code for a protein of 389 amino acids.